GGAGACACGAUAGACUUGGCAAGAAAAGGAAGACCAAAAAACAACCUGGUUGGCUGUUCAAAUGAGAGACCAGAGAGACAAGGUCAUCUUAAAGUAGAUCAGGAUGUGCAAAACCCUGACUUCGUGUUUUCAGACCUGCAAGUGCCUCCGGGUCAAGCAAAACAGGAUCCAACGUUCUGUGAGGGGAUAAACACAGCACAUAUGUUCAAUGAAGAAACAGAAAGUAUGGAAGACAUUGCAGGGAUAUGCAUGGAUGACAAUAGCUUAGCAGCUGAAGAGAGACAUGAGUCAAAGCCUGACCUCGAAUCAGACAUGAAUAAACUAAGGUCUCAGAUGGACGACUGCAUAGAGGAAGUGCAGCGGCUAGAGAAAAAGAGAAAGGACCUGCUAACGGAGGUGCUGAUGCUGAGAGGACCCGGUGACAAAGAGGAGGUGGCAGCAGGAAGCAAGGAUGAAGAGGAGACCGAGGAGUCGAUCGGCAGCAAAGCCGUGGAGCUGAUCAUGAUCCUGAAGAAGGAAGAGGAGGGAAGACGAGAGGAGAGAAAGAAGGAGAUUCACAGCCUCAGGGAAGAGAGAGCAGAGGAAGAGAGGAAGACGUGGAAGGUGAACCUGGAGAGACAAGGUCUUCUCGACGAGCUCAGGAGUCUGAGGAGUAGGCUGUUCGCAGCGGCAAGGACCUGUGCCCACAGUCAGGCAGCACUAAACAAUCAGCGCUGUGAUGUGAAGUUACUGAGGGCAGAAGAGGAAAAGCUGAACUCUGUGGUGUCGCAGCUGACCGAGGAGAGUCGGCAGCUCAGGGCAGCCCAGCAGGAACAGCUGCAGGAGCUACAAGCACAGCUCGACCGGCAGCGCUCCGGCCAGACCCGCAAAGCUCAGGAGGAGCUGACCGAGUGCAGGCGGAAUUCCUGUGGGGACGUCCAGCAGUACGUUCAGGGUGGACUGAAAGCGCUGGAAGACAGGUAUGAACCCAUUUUGGUCGCACUGCUGAAGAGGAAAGAAGCAACGGCCGGUGCGCUUGCGGCUGCCAAGGAGCAGUCCCAGGAGCUGAGGGUCCGGCUGAAACCUCUGAGGGAGGAGAUUCAGAAACUGGAGCUGGAGAGGACUUGCUUAAAGGAAAAACUCAAACUGAUCCACAUGCAGAGGGAGGAGGACACAGGUCACUACAAGGAGGCUGUGCAUUUCCUGGAGGAGAACAUCCGAGAGCUGAGGACUGUGGUGGAGAUUCAGAAGAGGAAAAACAAGGAUAUGGAGGAGUUGAGAGAAAGCCUCACCAAGCAACUCCUGCUUUACAGGAUGGCCUCUGAGGACAAUACCAGCUGUGAUCAACAGGGAACAACAUGAUCCUACUUUUCGCUUUGGUUGGACAUCACCGUUCUCGCUAAAAUAAAAAGUGUUGGAUAUUUUUUUUUAAUCUGCAAGAGACGGGGCGCUCCAAAGAUUUCGACAAUGCACUAUACUGAAGACCUUUGUCUGUAAAGUAGACGUCGGCGUGUAGAAAGGUUUCUGUUGCGAAUAAAGGCCUGGUGUUUCUUUCAGUGUGAGUGCGACUGAUGACCUAACGUCUGUCUCUAAAGAGCAGAGCGUGUUUCUUAGACUUAUAAGGGCAACGUUUCUGGAGAACUAAACUGUCCCGCACAAACUCAUCUCAACAAAGCAGUGACGAAUCCUUAGCUACUCAACGUUAAAAUGAAGACUGUUUAAGCAUACUUGCUGGGUUGGUAAGAUACAAGAGGGGCUCGUGAGUAAGAAACAUUACGCACAUGGAAAUCUAGACAGAGGAAGAUGUAGGUUCACAGGCUGUUUAAGGACAUCCAAUAAAAUGUAGACUAUGUGCAACAUAAAAAUACUCAACACAAAAAUAGUUAAAUGAUAUCUGAGUGGGAACCUGGUCUGAUUUAAAAUGGAAUUUUAAGAAACAAUUAUUUCCACAAACACCAGAACUUCCUACGAUGCUUUGAAGGCUGUAGUUUUGUAGUUGAGUUGGGAACAAAGCAGGAACAGGUUUAUAAAUGCACAUGUUAUAAAAGCACUAUACAUACAAGGGUUUGGUAUAAAAACUUGCCGAUGUGCAGCCACAAGUAAUGCAUGUUUUAAUUGUAAAGAUGCAUCAAAUAAUGUCGUUUAAACAUCGCCACCUGAUGUAAUAUAAUGUCAACUAUUAGUUCUUCACAUUUAAAUGGUGCAUGGCUACAGAAAACAUAAUCAAAGUCAGCAGUCACAAUAGGUUUUCGCAUGAGAGAGAGGGGAAAAAGUGGAACAGCAAAGUGGCCAAUAGAGGGCGCUCUUACUGAGACAAAAAUUAGACCAGGUAUAAAAAAAGGGUCCCUAAAAUACAACAGUGAUUGUAUUUGUAUUAAUAAAUCAAACAAGACCUGAUGUGCUUAUUUCAAAAGCCUUAAGACUCUACAAUAAAGUUCAAAGAAAAGGAGCUGAUUAAAUGAGUAAUUUAAAUGAGAAAUGACUCAUUUAUCAAAGCUUUAUGUUCAGCUCUGGUUGCUCCAUUAUGCUGGCUGCUGUCGGUGUUGGUCUAAUGAUUUCUGUCAAAGGUUGCACACAGCAGCACCUCUCGAAACGUUGUGUUUUGUACUGUUUGUACCCGGCCACUGUGUGAGCAAAACUCCCUCCUCCUCGACCUCCCUGUAAAAGGAAAAGUGCUGCUGCUGUGCAGUCUGACAAAAAGAAGGAAGCUCAAAACUCAUCUUCAUCAAUGUGCAUACAAGAAAGGCUCCAUAAGGAUUACAGAGUGUUUUUAUGACAAAGUAAUUACAAUCCUCUGUUACAACCCUGCUCAUAUGUGUGGUGUCAAGUUCGGGUCCUUGUCCAGGCGUGCUUCUUACGGUCCAGUUGUUCAAGACGUUUUAUUCACUGUUUGUACUGUCGAUAUGGACGAGUUUACAUCAUCAUCACUUGGACUUUGAGUCAUCCAAGACAUGUUUUGUUUUUCCUACUCGGUUAUAUCUCCAAUCUUUCCUGGGCGUGUUUAUGUCAUCUUCCCUCAGCUCUUCUUAGUCAUGUUGCCACACAGAUGUUACUCAUUGAGUUAAAUUGACUCCCCAGUUCCUCUCUCCAAGUUUUUCAUCUUCAGAUUUCCUGUAAACCCUCACUGGAUAAUUUUUGUUUCCCUCUGCAUGGUUUCUGGUGCUUCCUGUUUCUGGUUGAUUUUGUGUUAGUCCUAGUGUUUGUAAAUUCCUUUUUUCUGGGGUUUGUUAAUAAAUCCUGCCUGCUGCUAA
Fundulus heteroclitus (mummichog) is the source of this 3230-nucleotide messenger RNA. RefSeq names its product syncoilin. Bases 202 to 1341 code for a protein of 379 amino acids. Lineage: Eukaryota; Metazoa; Chordata; Actinopteri; Cyprinodontiformes; Fundulidae. The record is from RefSeq and is a predicted model, not a curated record. Gene Ontology annotation, cellular component: intermediate filament. The transcript has 5 exons.